Messenger RNA from Aplysia californica (California sea hare), 5490 nucleotides. It is a transcript of the gene rictor, whose product is annotated as RPTOR independent companion of MTOR, complex 2. The record is from RefSeq and is marked provisional. Gene Ontology annotation, molecular function: protein serine/threonine kinase activator activity. Gene Ontology annotation, cellular component: TORC2 complex. Gene Ontology annotation, biological process: positive regulation of phosphatidylinositol 3-kinase/protein kinase B signal transduction; TORC2 signaling. Lineage: Eukaryota; Metazoa; Mollusca; Gastropoda; Aplysiida; Aplysiidae.
AGAUAGUCGCAAAGUUUUUAAAAUCCCAAAUCUGAAGUGAUUUGACAGAACUUUAUUUGUAAAAUGUUUUUAACUCCAAGAGAUACGGCAUACUAAAUACGUUGGAAACAGUGUUGUAACAUUUAACACUUUGUUUAUUUUGCAACACUUAAAUUGACUAGGUAAAAAGUCAUACAAAUGGCGACCGGAUCGGUUCGCCCGGUCCGUAAUCUGAAAAGUGGGCGAUACCGAAUUCGACACGAAAGUUCUGAGGAUGUUGUUGUCAAACUGGAUCUCAGCAAAGAUCCGGGUGAAAAUGUGCGAGAAAUUUUGCGCAAUGUCAUCACCCAGCAUGGCGUUGCCAGCAGUAAGAAAACUGCCUACUUGAACAGUUUUGUGAAGCUCAUCAAGUCGGUAGGCUAUGAUGGCAGUUUGGGGCUUCCAAUGUCAGAAAUUAUGCCAUGUCUCGAGGUUGGACUUUUGAAUGAGACAAAGCAAAUCCGGACUGCAUGUUUGAGAGUGAUUCGGUACCUUUUGCCGUACGAAGAGACUCUGGAAGUGUUUCUUCUCCUACGUUUUGAUUACCUUGUUGCGAGGUGUUUGGAUGUGAGUCUGGACAAUGAGAUUGAAAGAAUACACGCCAUAAAGCUGAUCAGGCAGAUCAUCAAGACUGCCCCGAUGAAGUUCCCCAAGUCAUUAGUCUUUGCUCUGGUUGCUAUCGGCAACGAUGGAGCAAGUGAGCGGGACAGAAUGGUCCGCGUCUCCCUCGAGACAAUCUGCGAAUUAGCUUUCAGAAAUGUGGACCUGGUCUCCCAGUGUGGGGGUCUUCAAACACUCAUCUGGAACAUUCUCGACUGUCACCAAUAUCCUCGUCUGAACGAGGCCCUCACCGCCACCAUCAUAUAUCUCCUCAACCAUCCCAAAACCAGAAUUUAUAUCAAGCCUCAGGUCGACAUAGAGCGAUUACUGGCUCCAUUUACGGACAGUCAUUUCCGGUACAAUUGGGAAGAUGGAAGAAAUGAAGGAUCUUCAAUAUUCAUCGCCAGCAAGAUGGCUGUCAUAACUGUGAUGCGAUCUUGGCCAGGUCUUAUACGACUGUGUCACCCGGAGGGCUCCGGCAUGCAGUCCCUCAUAGGAAUUUUGUACCUGCCCUAUGUUGAAAUUAGAAAAUAUGUCCUGGAAGUGAUCUCAGACUUAUUCCGUCUCCCUCUGCCAACUUGGACCGAUGACUUUGUCACAGCUUUCAGCAGUAUUGACCCCAGUGAGAUGAAGGACGUGUGGAAGUUGACGGAAGGAUUUGUGGCGGAGGAAGGUCGCGCCAUUCUGCCUCACAUAUCUCACACCAGGCCCAAUCUGAUAGAGAACCAUCUUGCCUUGUUACUGUCUGCCUGGCUUCACGCUGGCCUCUGUGAGCAAGCGUACCAGGCUGUGAUGUGUCUGACAAGGUUCCACAAGAUGAUGAAGCGGGGUCGCGUCCCCUGUACCCUCUUCCUGGACCAGCUCCUGCAGCAUGCUGGGAAGAUGUCAGAGGUCACCAGCAAGCACUGGCACCUCCGCCGGGAGAAGCUCUCCGAGUAUUAUUUCAAAAAGGUUUCCACUGAGGAGGCCACCAAUCAAGCUAUCAAAGAUUCCCUUGUCAAUACCACCAUCACAGUCGCCGAGUGGGAGUGGCCGGCCAUUGCUGCUCUCUUAAAGUCGCCAGAUGAGAAGUUGAAGAAGCUGGAUGACCAGAACCACCAAAAGUUCGUCAAGCGGUUGGUUUCCUUCUACAAACCGGAGAAUGAGCUCUUCUCCAAGAUGGACAUCGGUGACCCCAACAAGCGGCAGAUGUGCAUCGUGGCCAGCUACCUCAUCGACUUUCUCAUCGCGUCCGCGUCUGAUGAGGCAGUGAAACUUAUUACGGAGUGGCUGACAGACAUUGCAGAAAACCUCAAGGAAGUGACAAAACUGAACGUGCCCGUGGACGAGAACGCCAUGUUUGGUACCAAGAAGCUCCACGAGAAGAUGUCCAGGUACUACUUCCUGUUCAUCGGGAGGUUCUCCGCCACAAAGCGAGGCUGCAUCUACUUAGAAAAGUGCGGCAUCAUCCAAAGCUUCCUGGAGCUGAUGUGUCAGUCGAUCAACCUCCUGUAUGUGAAGCUGGUCAUCUCAAGUCUAAGCUUCACCGCCGACGGGUCUACGCGGCCCAUCCUGUCCAAGGCCUUGACCGGCACACCGGACGUGUGUCGUCUCUACGCCACCAAGAUGUUGCGAGUUCUCAUGCGUGCGGGCACGCCAGGUUUCAGCAGCUGGGGCGUGGAGCUACUGGUGACGCAGCUCUAUGACACGCAGCCCAGCGUGGCAAUGUCGGCGCUCAACAUUCUCGACGAGGCCUCGGACAACGAGGAAAGUCUGAAGAACCUGAUCAAGCUGCGGCCGUCGCUGCUCCACCUGGGCGAGAAAGGCGUGAUGUUGUUGUCGAGGUUUGUCUCCACCGUCCAGGGCUUCCGGGCCCUCAACGACGCCAACUUCAUCUCUAGCCAGCUGGAAAAAUGGCAUCAGUCUUUCAAUGCGCAGUAUGUCGAUAUCGUGGAGGAAAUGCUCAGUGAGGCUCUCAUGACCUACGAGAAAACUUUCUCUGGCUCUUGUCCGAGACGGUCCAUUCUGAAGGGUCCCAAGAAGGACGUGUUUCUGCCGGCACAUCUGUACGGUCAGCUCACGAUGCACGACGAGGGGCUGGAGCUGCUGCAGAAACAGGAGUGUAUCUUCGAGUACUUCAGCUGUAUCCACAACCAGAUUCUGCAUAACGACGCCGACAUACGCACUCUCAAGACCGCGCUCUGGGCAGUGGGUCACAUCGGUCUGUCGGCGGACGGCGUGGCGUGGCUGGAGUCAGAGAACAUCAUCCCUGAGCUGAUCCGUUUGGCCGAGGAGUGCGGGGUCUUCUCUGUCCGGGGCACGACGUUCUUUGUGCUGGGUCUCAUAGCCUGCACGCGGAAAGGAGCGGACAUCUUGAGUGAGCUGGGCUGGGAGUGCCGGUGUCACACGCGAAAAGACAUCUUCCCUGUGCUGGACCAGGACGGCUGGAUGCACGGCCCCAUGGAGGAGGCUCUGCGACUCAGCGACUUCCGCUCGGCCGCGGUGCACGGGGAGCGGGGCCGCCUGUCUUCCUAUGAGAGCAUGGGCCUGUCGCAGAUCCAGGAAGAGACGCAGCUCCGAACCAGCAGCGGCGCCACCACCGCCACCGCCAGUAGCAGCAACAGCUCCCGCUCCUCGGCUCAUUCGUCGUUGUUGCGGCACUCCACGCCUCACAACUACCACAACAUUCCGCCUUACACGUCCCCGCCCAGUCUAGUCGUGCCCUCCGCCGCCAGUCGCGCCAAAAACUUGCCCAACGAGUCGGAAGACUUUCGUCGGUUCCAGUCCUUGCCCACCCGCUCAAAAUCGGAGAAAGCGCUGCCUCGAAAGAGUGCGGCCGCCGAGUAUCGCCCCAGGGCCAUGAGCACUGACAAAAAAAUCCCGGCCCCGGCCUCCGUUUCGGGCCGCAAAAGUGGGUCAGAGCCACUAGACGUGGACUCGAUUUCGUGUGAGUUUGUGAGGUCUGACUCUGUGAACGGCGCUGAGAGCGACCACCGGGUUUCGAGGGACUCGAUACAGCUCAUCGCCUCGCCCGUGGUCAGACUGAGGACCAGCUCAGACGGGGAUUCUGCGCUGUCCGAUCACUGUGAUUCUAACGCCAGCCAGCAUUCGGAGCAGAAGGAGAAGACGGAGGACAACAAUAAUCACCACCUCCGGCAUCCCUCCCAGGACGACCAGGACGCUCCAACGAUGAGUGAGACAACAACAACGGCGACAUCAGCCGUAACAGCAGCUACCCAAUCUCUUGAGAAACUUUCAGAAGUGGAAGUUGCCGGCUCCCAUAGUGUGACUUCACCAAACUUACUGUCUCCCACACGGACUUCCUCGGAGAAGAGCUGCCUGGAAACUCCAGCGGAGAGCGAAGUGGUCAGCUUCAGAAUCGGCAGCUCCCAGGUGGGCGGGGGAGGGUCCAGCUCAGCGGGCUUCAGCAAGCAGAGCAGCAGCAGCAGCGAGGGCUCAAACCGCAGCAAGAGCCGGGGCUCCAGCUUCAACGCCACCGACUCCACCAGCGGGGUCGGGUCGUGCGAGUCGAACCCGCGGCCCGUGGCCACUUCCACGGCGGGCGGCACCACCAUCACCUCCUCCCUCACGCCCAUCCCGUCCUCCUCCUCCAUCUCCACCCUGGCCCCCUCCUCCAACCUCCUGACGGGCGCAGAGCAGGCCAAAGAGCCCGUGCACCCCUCGGCGUUGUCUCGCAGCGUCUUCCGUCUCUCUCGCAUCCCCAGCGCUAAGCGCCGCUCGGCCUCGCCCGCGGUGGCCGGGAUGAGCAACGGCGGCCAGUCGUACACGUCGUACCGGGACACGGUGGGCUACGCAGCGCUGCGGGCCAUCAAGCGGCAGAGGACUUACAGCUCGGAGGGCGACAGCGAGGGCGGGACUCACCUAGAGGCUCCGCCCUCCAUCAUCCGCACAGUCAGCCAGGACUCAGAGCUCAGCGUAGACAGCAAUAUGUGGCUCAGCAUCAGGAGAAAUGUGAGCAGUGCCUCUCUGCAAGACCCGGACGCCCCCGCCUCGCCCAUCGGCAACCUCAACAGGGCCGCCUUCAAACCGCUGUCGCCUUGCAACAGAUUUGUGGGUAUUUCCCUCCCAGUAGACAUCAAGAUGAUCUUUGAGGUCGUGGAAGGGGAAGACAAGCGGUCGUCCAGCGUCAUGGCCUCACAGCUGCGUCCGGGCGGGCCAGGUUUCCCUGCAGAUUUGCCUUUAUCAGCCAUGGUGCCUCCUCUGAAGAAAGAAACGGCUUUCGCUCACACAAAGUUUGCCUGUUUGCUGUGUUGUGAUUACCGGCAAAAGAUCCUGCCUACCACCCAAAAGAAAGAGGGCGAGAGCCGCGAAGCGACGGCGGACGACGAGGGUAAGGGCGAGCACGAGGGCGCGGUGCACAACAAGCUGAGUCGGUCGCGGGGCGGCAGCGUCAACGAUCAGUCGUCCUCUGCCACGCCGGGAAGCGUCACCAGCAACAGCAGCUCGCAGGAAACAGGGGACAAGAAGAUGAGCGAGGACAGCGUGGAAGGUCGCGAGUUGAUCAACCUGGAGGUCAUGAGGCUCAUCAUCAACCUGGGCAGCUCGCUGGGGCUCCGCUCGUACGAGGCCGGACUGCUCAGCCUGAAGCAAAGAUUCCCCAAAUGUUUCCGCGACGUCUGCUUCUACUCGGAGGUGUGCUACCUGUUGUCCACCUACUCGUACCGCCUGCUGGCGCGCCGGUUCAUCCAGGAGCUUUUUGACGAGUUGGACAUCAGUGAGCUGCUGGAAGGCCCGUGCCGGAUGCUUGGCGUGGACUGGCAGCCCAACUCACAGAUGACACCCAUCAGACAGGACAGCCUUGAUGAGUUCCAGGACUUCUCCUUCUCCUGAUGACCGCCCCCGGCGACCGUUGACCGUCGAGACUGUCGGUGA